Lepus europaeus (European hare) is the source of this 1858-nucleotide messenger RNA. Its product is annotated as zinc finger protein 280C-like. The record is from RefSeq and is a predicted model, not a curated record. Gene Ontology annotation, biological process: regulation of DNA-templated transcription. Gene Ontology annotation, molecular function: RNA polymerase II cis-regulatory region sequence-specific DNA binding; DNA-binding transcription factor activity, RNA polymerase II-specific. NCBI's taxonomy places the organism in Eukaryota, Metazoa, Chordata, Mammalia, Lagomorpha, Leporidae.
AUGGAUAACAACAACCCCCAAAAAAAUAAUCCAAAAGGAGCCGAAAUUGUCAUUGAAUGUGAAGAGGAAGAGCUGGAACCAUGGCAGAAAAAAGAAGAAGAAACUUCAGAUGACGAUGAGCUAAUCUUUGUUAAAGAGAUAUCAAAUUCAAAAACUGCCAUUUCAAUCUACAGACAGCAUUGCAACUCAGGUUGUGGUCAAACUUCACUUGAAUUAAAAGUCUCUUCUAAAGAAAACGGUGUUAAUCCAGUACAACCAAAUACCAGUGAAAGUGUUUCUGAAGCAAAUCCCUCUGUUUCAGUGUCUUUAAUGGACUGUUCUUCAGAGGCACCCUCCCAGUCUACUGGAGGAACAGGAACUGCAGAUACCUCAUCAUCUCAAGAUAAAACUGGAAAAUCUGUCCUAAAAGCUUGUCCAAAGUGCAAUUCUGAGUUCAGUCUUUUGGAUCAUUUGAAAUUCCACAUGAAGCGUUGUUGUCCAGACAUGGUGAAUAACUUCUUGGAAGUUAAAGUAGAAUCUUCACGUACUGAAGACACCAUUGAGAUUGCUUCAGAGAAGGAGAAAUUAAUUAUGUUAGUUAGUGACUUUUAUUACGAAACACAUGAAGGAGCUACUGAGGCAGAACCGAAGACUCACACAACUUUUAAAUGCGUCACUUGCUUUAAAGUUCUUAAAAAUAAUAUUAGGUUCAUGAACCACAUGAAACACCACUUGGAACUUGACAAACAGAACAGUAAGAGUUGGGAAAGCCAUACCACCUGCCAGCACUGCUACCGAAAAUUUUCCACACCCCUCCAGCUGCAGUGCCACAUUGAGAAUACACAUACCCGUCAGGAAGUUUCUACUACUUGCAAAAUCUGUGAAUUAUCAUUUGAAACAGAGCAUAUUCUUUUACAACAUAUGAAGGACACUCAUAAACCUGGUGAGAUGCCAUAUAUUUGCAAGACUGUCCUUUGGGCUGAAAACCAUGAUGAAGCAGCAGGAGUUUCUGUGGGAAAGAACAGCAUGCUCUGCCAAAAUCAGAAAAAAAAAGGAAUUCAACAAUGUACAAAAUGCAGACUGCAGUUUUUGACCUGCAAGGAAAAAAUGGAUCACAAGAUAGAGCAUCGUACAUUUAUAAAGCCUAGAGAACUAGAAGGAUUGCCUCCGGGAACAAAAGUUACUAUUCGAGCUUCAUUUGGACAUCUUCCGUCAAGAGAACCAAGUACAUCUUCUAGUCCUCAAAGUGCUUCUGUUGAGGUUUCACCUCCACAGUCUAAAAAUACAAGUGCUAAUAGUCUUUCAAAUGCUAAUUCAAGUAAAUCUAAGACAAGUAAGCCUGGUGCAGCUUCCCCCACUGCAAGUAAACCUAGUACAAGUAAGGCAGGAGUAGGUACAGCUAAAGACAGAAUGAAAUCCAUUUACAAGCAUAAGACUCGCAACACAAAAAAUGCAAUCAGCAUAGCAUUGAAGAACUUAAGGUAUCAUCAGAGGAUACACAAGUGCAUUGAGUGUCAUUCCCAAAUAAAAGACUUUGCAAGCCACUUUUGUAUAUAUAGCCACUGUAAUUUUUGCAAGUACAACACUAACUGCCAAAAAGCCUUUAUAAAUCAUACGACGAGGAGUCAUGCCAGCUAUCCAAGUAAACAGUUACGUAUUCUUAAACAUUCUAGAGCUCCCAGGGGCAUUACUCUAGUGUGCCUUAAAUGUGAUUUCCUAACUAAUUCUUCCAGCUUAGAUCGAAUGGCUAAACACUUAAAUCAGUGUAAAACUCAUACUUGCCAAGUUAUAAUAGAGAAUAUUACAGAAAGUACCUCAACUUCUGAACCCACUUCUCACCGCUUGUUGAAAUAGAUUCCCGCUCUGUGGCGCUCAUGCA